Messenger RNA from Seminavis robusta, 315 nucleotides. NCBI's taxonomy places the organism in Eukaryota, Bacillariophyta, Bacillariophyceae, Naviculales, Naviculaceae. The record is from the annotation of a GenBank genome assembly.
AUGUCUACUCCUUCCUCUUCGCGUACCCUUGCAGCCUUGGCUCUUCUGCUGAUGGCGUUGUUGUUGUCUGCCUCGCCCAGUCAAGCGUUCAGCCUUGCUUCUUCCAGCACUGCUACAGCUGCCACUAGCAGUAGUUUGUGGAUGAUCAAUCCAUUGGACGCCAUGAACGAAGAAAUGAAAAAGGCAAAGGCAGAAGAAGAGGAAGACGCUCCCAUGACCAAAGCCGAAAUGAGAGCGGCCGCCAACGAAAUGCAAGCUGAAAUGAAACGCUUGAAGGACGAAGCUGCAGCUGCCGCCAAAGAAAAGGAAGAAUAA